GCUGCUGACAACGACAGUUCGUGACAGUUCAUACGUAAAUCUUUUUAUUGAUCGGUUGGGUUAACUUUCCUCCAAACAAAUAAAACUCAACUAUUUAGUUAAAAAUCCUUAAGAGCAGACAAAUUUUGUUAGUGGAUGUUUUAAACGUGUUGGUGUAUUAAAUUACCCAACUUACGGCCAGUUUUAUGGUCUACAUUUGCGACCGCACUGGAGCUUCCCGAAGGUUAGCAGUCCUAGACCAUGUCUUGGCAAUCCUGGCACCAAACGGCGGCACCGCCGCCCAAUGUAAUGACUGCCCCCCCUAUGGCGAAUGCAAUGGGCCCCACACUAAUGCAGUCGGCAGUCAUCCCAGGCAAUGUGAAUGCUGCACCUUCGAUAGUGGCGCCUCCGACAGCUGUACAGUACAGUACUGAGCAGUGGUCUCAGAUGCAGCAACAGAACUGGCAGCAAUGGGCCCAGUGGCAGCAGCAGUACCACCAAUGGCAUCAGCAGUAUGGUGCUGAAUACGAGAAAUCCAUUAAUGCCUUGACCGCUGUGGGUCCCAACACUGCGGUGCCGCCGCCGUUGCCAACUGAGGCUAAACAUGCCGUGCCUCCACCUCCACCAGAUAAUACCAAGUUAGGGGCGGCAAACCAGUACAGUGGGUACACGACAGCGCCCCCACCAGGACAAUUUGUCAGUAGCGUUGCUCCUAGCCAGUAUGCAGAUCAGCAGGACUGGAAGAAUUCCGCUAACAAAAGGUCACUUCCGGCGAGUACAGAUGUUGAACCCAGCAAAAGGCAGAUGCUUCAGGCGCCAAAGAACAGUAACUCCUGGCAGAAUCAGCCGCCACCCAGCGCCCAAACGCCAGCUCAAAAAGCCCUCAAUCUGGAAGAGCUGACCGAGGCGGAGAAGAAAUUCGACAAGGAGUUUGCUGCGUGGGAGGCGCAAUUCAACAAAUGGAAAGAACAGAACGCCAAUCAUCCCGACAAGUCACAGUACUUGGAAUACGAAAAAAAGUGGGAUUCUUGGAGAAACUCUCUUUUGGAUAGGCGGGAGCAAAUGCGAAAGAAACGCGUCGCGCUGCAAGCUUCGAUGACCGCUCAUGUAACAACGCCGCCAGUCCUGCCCCAGCAACAGCAAAAAAUGCAGUUUAAGCAACCCCCACCACUUGUUGGACAAAGCUUUUCCAAUCAGGGCAGCCAGCGUCCUGUCCAGGUUUUCGACAAACCUCCACCGACUCAUAAUAAUGCACAUUUAGGCUUCAAACAGCCGCCCACUGCGGAAGAGUCCUCAGAUGUGGGAAACAACUUUCUAAAGACAUCUUCACCAACGCCUGGUGGCAUUCCGGGCCUAGAUUUGGUUAAAGAGAGCAGCAUUCAAGAGUAUAACGAAGUGCCUGGCGAACAGAUGAGUGCCAGUGUUGUCGUUUCUAAAGGCCCUGACCUGGAUGCUAUUUCUAGAGGAAUAAACACUAUACUGGGAGAUGCGAAGCUACUCAAUUUGUUGUCUAUGGUAUCGCAGAACAAGAAGGUUCCAACGGAAGUAGUGGAAACCGAACGAAAAGUACCUGAGGCGGUUCAGGCACGCACGUCCAUAUCGAGCUUAAUGGCCACAUCGGUCCAACGUCCGCAUUUUAACAAAUCAAGCCAUGAAGUAAAUGACUAUGCAGAGGAUCGUCAGAACUCGGUCGAUCUGGUAACAGUGAACAAUUUUGAUGACCAGACCAGAAUGAGCUUUUCUAAUGGCCCCAACGAGGCAGAUCAAGGCAGCAACAGUCAGUCGCGCUUGGAUAACUCGCACAAUCUUCCCCGGGGGGAUUACAGACCCGGAUUUCACCAAGAACAGAAUAAUUUUCGGGGUUUCAAUGGCGACAACAGGCCUUUUGCGCAUCGUCCAAGUGCGAAUUAUUCUCAGAAUCAUCCUUCGGAUUACCAUAAGAGUUUCGGUAACCAAUAUGACGGCGAUGAUCAAUGGAACGAAGAAGAGGAGUAUGAUAAGUAUCAUGACAUGUUUAACGAAGAGGAGCGUUCACUACCAGAUCGUCAUACUGUGGAACCCCCUCCAGUGGAUAAAGAGCCGUUUUUUGUUCCGGAUGUCGUUAUUGACUACGAGCACAGACCUCUUAAAGAUCCCGAGCCUGAAAUAUCCUUAGACGUAAUCCGGGCCUUUGACUACAGACAUAAGCCAGUUAAUCGUAUCCCAUAUCCUCAGAGGCCGCAAUGGCUAGCCAAUACGCUGCGAAACAUACGGCAGUUUGAAACUUUAGCUGCCGGUCGGUUUAACAUCAAUGAGAGGUCAGCGCACGUGGAAAGGGAGAUGUCUAGAUACCCUGUAGAAAGGGUGGACCCUUAUGGGCGACGCCUCGAUGAUUGCAUGAGCUUUUCCAGAGAUGUAUAUGACGGCAGAUUGCCGUAUAAUGAGCGUGAAAGAGAGCGCGUUAGAUUUGAUUAUGAUCAGAGGGGCCGGGGCGACAGAUAUCAGCCAGACAGAAGAGCAGAGACAAGAAACCGUAUUGAGAAAAAGGCUCCGGAUGUCAAAGGGUUCGAAUCGAAAAUGGAACUGGAGGACUUAUCGGACGAAGACUGGGAAGACGACAAGAAAAAAACGCAAAGAGAUUCCUUUCAGUUAUCAUCACCAACGAGCCGUGUAGUAAAUAUUACAUCCUCUGAUUCUACAGCGGCGAUUUCGAGCAAUGCGGCAUCUAAUCAAUAUAUGACUUUAGAAGACCUCAUCAAUGCCCCGGGGCGAUUCACCCGACCGCCUAAGAUUGCUAUUAUAAUGCGAGGCCCGCCAGGCAGUGGAAAAACGUAUCUAGCCAAGCUCAUUAAGGACCGAGAGGUUGAAAAUGGGGGCUCGGCGCCUAGGAUAUUGUCGUUGGACGACUAUUUCAUGAUUGAACACGAAAGAGAAGUGAUAGAAGACGGAAAGGUGACGAAAAUCAAAGAAAUGACGUACGAAUACGAAGCCGGAAUGGAAGAAUCUUAUCGGCAGUGUUUGAUAAAAGCAUUUAAGAAAACGGUCACUGACGGAUACUUUCCGUUCGUAAUUGUGGACAAUGUUAAUCAGAAGGUUAAAAGCUUUGGAGAAAUGUGGAGCUUUGCCAAGCAGAAUGGAUUUCAGGUUUACAUUUGCCAAUUGGAUUUGGAUCCUGAACUUUGUACGAAAAGAAAUAUCCAUCAUAGAAGUGAAUCUUACAUAGAGAAUUGCAUAGCCGGUUGGGAACCGACGCCCUCACAUCACCCGAUGAUCGAUGCAACCAACUUUCUGCAAAGCACUGGAGCCAUCACGGAAGUCGAAAUGGAGGAGGCCGAACCAAGUCAUGACGAAGCUGAUGUCGAUGACGGAGAGUUUCCACAGGGACAUACUAGAAGCAAGUGGGAUUCAUUUGACUGUUCUUUAAAUAAUCUUGCUCGGCUCGACGGCGUCAACAAGCCGCUCCGGCCAUCCAGAACCAUGGAGGAAUACCUCCAACUGGACGACGAAUGGGAGCAACCCGAAAAUCCCACAAAACCCGGCCAGAAAAGGGUUCGAUGGGCCGAUCUGGAGGAGCAAAAACAACAGACAAAGAUGAAAGCACUGGGAUUCGUCGUGGGCCAGACUGAUUGGCAGCGAAUUAUGGACCCAACCAAUGGUGAAAGUGCGCUCACUCAAACCAAGUAUAUCGAAAGACGCUAUAAUAACUGAAUUGCGUUUCAGUUUGCGAACUUGUUUUGAGCAAAGCUUAGAAAUUCGACUUUUUCGAACACGCGCGAUGUUAUUGCGGACAAGUUGAUUUAAAACUUUUGUAUGUGCUUCUAUUGAAGUGGCAUAUAUUAUUUAAUUAAGACAAUUUCAGAUUUGGGCGUUCUUGCAACUACAUGUUUGUUUUAUUCAUUAAAGGCAGAAACAGUU
Molecule: messenger RNA, 3873 nt
Organism: Dendroctonus ponderosae (mountain pine beetle)
Lineage: Eukaryota; Metazoa; Arthropoda; Insecta; Coleoptera; Curculionidae
Product: YLP motif-containing protein 1
Exons: 9
Coding region: 241-3666 (1141 amino acids)
Biological process (GO): regulation of telomere maintenance
Cellular component (GO): nucleus
Source: RefSeq, a predicted model, not a curated record